AUGGCGAGCCCCGACGCGUGCAAGAGCCUCGCGGAGCAGCUGCGUCAAGAGCGGAAGAAGCUGACGCUUUUUCAACGACCUCUGAGCGUCUUGUACCACUUCAGUAUCGUGUUUUUGCGCUUUGUCAAGUGGCUGGCACUCCGGAUCCAGCGCAGUUCCGCCACGCGCUUCGUGCUGCUUCCACUACUGCUGCUGUGGCUCGUGGCCUCGAGUCGGGACGGACCGCACCGCCCACUCUUGGACGAGAUCAAUCAGAGCGUCAAGUUUGUGGUCUGGUGGGUCGGCCUGGGCGUGCUCUCGAGCGUGGGACUGGGUACAGGUAUGCACUCGGGCGUGCUGUUCCUGUUUCCCCACAUUUUCCUGGUCGUGCAGGGCGCACAGGAGUGCCAAUCACUGGACUUUGAUACUCGCCAUCAUAUGUGGUUCCACCCGUUCGAAGCCAAUUGCACUCACGUCCCUCAAGUCUCGACCGUCACGUUUGCAGCGAUCUUUUGGAAAGUCUUUCUUCCUUGUAUGCUGUGGGGAGCUGGUACUGCUGCCGGAGAGAUUCCACCUUAUGCGCUCAGUCGUGCUGCAAAACUUGCAGGGCAACGCAAUGAAGAGUUUGAAGAGAUUGCUGAGGCCACGUCCCAGUUUAACCUCAUGAACAGCAUGAAGAACUGGAUGAUCCAGUUUUUGGAAAAGCACGGCUUCUGGGGGGUCUUGCUCAUGUCGGCUUGGCCUAAUAUGGCCUUCGAUCUCUGUGGCAUCUGUUGUGGACACUUCCUCAUGCCAUUCUGGACAUUUUUUGGCGCCACGCUGAUUGGCAAAGCACUGAUCAAGGUCAAUGUGCAAGCCGCGUUCUUCAUCACCAUCUUUACGGACGCGCACCUGAAGCGAGUGGAGGCACUCAUUGGACGUAUCACUCCUGAGCAGUGGGGACUUGGGUCCCGAGUUAGCGAGUUUCUGCUCGAGUGCCGCGAAAAGUUUCAUUCGGCACAGGUCAAGGCAGCCGCAGAGCAUGCGGGUGUAGCUGCGGCUCCUACUACCAGUCUGGUCUCAAAGCUAGGCUCCUGGGUCAUGGUGCUUUUCAUUGCGUACUUUGCAAUCUCGUGCAUUGAGCAGUUUGCUCAGCAGCACGCGGCCGAGGAGGACGAGGAGAAGCUCAAGAAGCAGAAGUAA
This is a messenger RNA of Peronospora matthiolae, 1161 nucleotides long. The record is from the annotation of a GenBank genome assembly. NCBI's taxonomy places the organism in Eukaryota, Oomycota, Peronosporomycetes, Peronosporales, Peronosporaceae.